This is a messenger RNA of Rhincodon typus (whale shark), 548 nucleotides long. Its product is annotated as calpain-10-like. NCBI's taxonomy places the organism in Eukaryota, Metazoa, Chordata, Chondrichthyes, Orectolobiformes, Rhincodontidae. Gene Ontology annotation, biological process: proteolysis. The record is from RefSeq and is a predicted model, not a curated record. Gene Ontology annotation, molecular function: calcium-dependent cysteine-type endopeptidase activity. The annotation marks the transcript as partial. Gene Ontology annotation, cellular component: cytoplasm. The transcript is spliced from 3 exons.
GUAAUACCUCCAGACCAGGACUUGUGGAGACAAUCUGGAUGUUUAAAGUGCAGAUUUUGGAAGUUUGGACAGUGGGUUGAAGUCAUAAUAGAUGAUCGAUUACCAUGUAUUGGUCGCAGGCUUUGUUUUUCUCGUUGUCGCUCUGAAGAAGUGUUUUGGUUACCAUUAUUGGAAAAGGCGUAUGCCAAGCUCCAUGGUUGCUAUGAAAAGUUAUGGGCUGGACAAGUAUGCGAAGCUCUAGUGGACAUCACAGGAGGCCUGGCUGACAGAUGGACUCUGAGGUCUUGUAGAGAAAACAAUGAAAAGAAUUCUCAUUUCUGUCUUUCUGAAAAAUCAAAAUUUGAGUUGAUGAAGGACUUAAAUGAUAAAAGUUUCAUUAGUUGCUCUGUACAUGGAUCAGCCAAAGGAUCCAGUGAACGUGCAGAAUUUCAUGCCUUCAGUGUUACUGAUGUGAAGCAAGUUAAUGGACUCAAUGGCAACUAUGUCAAUUUGCUGAAGAUAAGAAACAUGUGGGAUAGACGAUGUUGGAAUGGCUCCUGGCAGGACGG